AUGGGGCCGGGCGCGGGGCUAGGUACGGGGCCGGGCGCGGGCCAGGUACUGGGCCGAGCGCGGGCAAGAGACGGGGCCGGGCGCUGGGCGAAGGACGGGGCCAGGCGCGGGCUUGGUACGGGCCGGGCGCGGGCUAGGUACGGGGCCAGGCGCGGGCGAGGUACGGGGCCGGGCGUUGGGCGCGGAACGGAGGCCGGGCGCGAGGCUAGCGGCCCCGCCACCCUACCUGCGGCUUCGCCGCCUUACCUGCGGCCCCGUCACCUUACCUGCGGCCCCGCCACCUUACCUGUGGCUCGGCGGCUCGACUGUCCGGUUGCUCGGUUGCCCGGGUGGCUCGGCGGUGCUGCUGCAGGGCGGCGCGGCGGUGGGCUGCUCGGCUGGGUGAAGCGGGUCGGGCAGCUCGGGUGGCAGGCGGCGCUGCAGCAGGGGACGGGGUCGCAGAUAAGAGCGGCGGGGCCGCAGGUGAGAGCGGCGGGGCCGCCGGUGAGAGCAGCGGGGCCGCAGGUGAGAGCGGCGGGGCCGCAGGUGAGAGCGGCGGGGCCGCCGAUGAGAGCACCGGGGCCGCACGUGAGAGCGGCGGGGCCGCAGGUGAGAGUGGCGGGGCCGCAGGUGAGAGCGGUGGGGCCGCAGGUGAGAGCGGCGGGGUCGCAGGGAGGGGCGGCGGGGCCGCAAUUGAGGGCGGCGGGGCCGCAGUUGAGGACGUCAGGGCCGCAGGUAAGGGCGGCGGGGCCGCAGUUGAGGGCGGCGGUGCCGCAAUUGAGGGCGGCGGGGCCGCUGGUAAGGGCGACGGGCCGCAGGAAGGGCGGCGGGCCGCAGGUGAGGGCGGCGGGGCCGUGUAACGGGACGGCGGGGCCGUGA
Closterium sp. NIES-65 is the source of this 858-nucleotide messenger RNA. NCBI's taxonomy places the organism in Eukaryota, Viridiplantae, Streptophyta, Zygnematophyceae, Desmidiales, Closteriaceae. The record is from the annotation of a GenBank genome assembly.